Molecule: messenger RNA, 450 nt
Organism: Symbiodinium natans
Lineage: Eukaryota; Dinophyceae; Suessiales; Symbiodiniaceae
Source: the annotation of a GenBank genome assembly
AUGAGUAUCAGAGCUUUAGCACCCUCCAUCCGAGACAAAGUCAGACAGGCAAGUUUACUAACACUGGGUGCAAUGCCUGCAUGGCGGCCAACCAUGGUGCUGAAGCACGGCUUCUUCCAAAUGGACGCUCACCCUGGAAACAUUAUGAGCCUCGAAGACGGGAGGCUGGCGCUCCUGGAUUUUGGGCAGUGCUGCGAGCCCACCACAGAGCAGCUUCGCCGCUUCCAGCAGUUCGCUGUAGCGGCACCGACCUCCAAGGAAUCUGCCCAGGACUCGCAGCGGCUCAAGUCCUGGCUGGCCAACAUGGGCAUCGAAGUUGAUCAAUCGAAGGCAUCUGCAACUGCCGAGAUGCUAUUUUUGGGAGAGAAGAGUUCCAUGUUUCCCGACACACAGCAUCGACCCGGAGAUUAUGCCACUGCUCCUCAUCGUGUUGUAUCUGUCCCGCUUUGA